AGCACGCACAAAUAUUCAUAACCGGUAUAAAUAUCGCGGGGUAUCCUGGAAUCACCCCGUCGAAUAUCUUGCCAGCAUUACCCUACAUUCAACGAUAUUCUGCCAACAUUAUGAUUUCUACUACCUUCUACGUUGCUUCACGUUUCACCAUUACGGCCUUAAUCUCGGUAUCGUUCUUCGAGGAAACGGUUCUCCGUCCAAUCCGAUCUGGACCAAGGAAGGGUACCGCCGGCCUCGUCGUGUCGGCAUUCAAGUCGACAAUUAUCUUGAUCCUAGCUGCCGAUGAGGCCGCUUCAAUGUAUCUGAGCAACGAUACCAGUGGAUCCUCCACUGGUGGGCACGGUCCCGAUGCAGCACCAAGGCUGCUGGGAACGACGUGCCCAGCGUGCAAGUUACAUCAAGGUACUCCGGAUCGUCACCCACCCGCGAAUUUCGUGUUGCCAGUUCCAGCCCGGAGGUCUUUUCUACAGUCAUCUCCAUCUUCAGUGUCAUCGUCACCUGUAUUCAGAUCGACGAUAUCACACAACAUAACUACUCUCGAUUUGUCAUACUCAGGCAAUUGUAAACGCCUCUCCAUCACAUCAAAUACUACCCUUGUAGCCUGCGACGACGACCGCUUGAAGGACGUCUUGCUACCACCCUCAUUGUCAUCGUCACCUGUAUCCAUAUCAACAAUGCCCAACGACAUCACUACUCCGGAUUUGCCAUAUUUCGACAACUGUAAGCGCCUCUCCAUCACAUCAGAUACUACCCUUGUAGCCUGCGACGACGACCAUUCGAAGGACGUCUUGCUACCAUCUUCGUUGUCAUCGUCACCUGUAUUCAGAUCGACAAUAUCGCACAACAUCACUACUCUUGACCUGUCGAUCACAUCAAAUACUGCCCUGGUAGCCUGCGACGACGACUGCUUGAAGGAUCUCUGGCUACUAUUUUCAUUGUCAUCGUCACCUGUAUUCAGAUCAAUGCCCAACGACAUAACUACUACCCUCGAUUUGUCACAUUUCGCCAAUUGUAAGCGCCUCUCUAUCGCAUCAGAUACCACCCUUGUAGCCUGCGAUGAUGACUCAAAGGUCAUCUUUUCUGACAAGGACAACACUAUACCACAGCCUGGGGUGCGAGCACCAGCGCACGCUACAGAUAAUGUCCGCGUUGAUGUCCCAACCCCAAGUACAACCAUCGACAUUAUUAGCCCCUUCUGUACGCCGUACAUUCAGCCACUUGUCCUACUAGCCGACAAAUGCCGGACAACGCCUACGUGUACUACUAGCCAUUCUGUUCCUGGAUCCGUACACCUCACGGAUGCCCCGCUUCAGACGACGAAUUCCCUCCAUAGCAGUCCAUCCGUAGUCCCCAAGGAUGACUUCGUACACUUGGAGGGCGUCUUCACUGGCACUGACGAAGCAUUAGACACCAAAGACGUCGAACACCACAUCGACACCCUGCCCCCAUGCAUGCCAGCUCUCAUCGCCAACAAUGGUCUCGUCAUAGAAAAUGCUCUCCCUGUCGAAAAUGCUCUCGCCAUCCGCAAUGUUCCCUCUCAUCCGCCAAACUUUCGGCCACUUGCUCCACUCAAUAGUUUCCCAAUGUCAUCGUCUACGAAAACUGACACUAACCCUUCUGAAUCCGCCCGACCCACUGACGUGCUAGCUCACAAGACCAAGGCUGCUGCCUCCUGGCUAAAGCCCCUGAUACUCGUUACUAAAUAUGCCGCUGAUCGACUCAUCCCUCUACCUCUCACAGCGCUUCCUGAGAAGUCGCGCCCAUAUAAACUGAAGCAGCAGAAGCGCAAACCUGCUAGAUCUUUGCGAAUGGACUCUGCUUGCCACAGCAUCGUGCGUUCUCGCCUCCGGCGACACGCCCACAGGAUCGUCGGCCACCUUGCGCAAGUCUGCAAACAGAUUUGUGCCGAUCAAUCAUCCCUCAUGGACGGCUGGGUCACUGCCAUGGCGGAGGUGGGGCUCACCUCGAUGCUGGUCGGCGACCACCGGAAGUCGCCAGGAUCGCAGCUCCCUCUUACAUUAGACACAUUUUAUGUUUUAGAGCCUGGUUCGCGAAUCAAGGCCCGUCUUGCGUCACUUCGCCAUCGAACAAAUGCAGUCGUGGCCACGAUUCCAGCUACCACCACUUUUCCACCUUUGCUACCCCGGCGAGACACUUGCUGACACCUCUAACGUUUUACGCCCCUCCAUUGCGGCUUCACUAAUACUUACAACACUGACAACUACCGCCUACUGACAACAAACACUGCGAUAGCCCACCAAGGUCACAGGCCACACAUACCAACGAGAAAAUACGACGCCAUCAUGACAUGCAUCAUGAUACUAACACCAUG
Molecule: messenger RNA, 2332 nt
Organism: Suillus plorans
Lineage: Eukaryota; Fungi; Basidiomycota; Agaricomycetes; Boletales; Suillaceae
Exons: 4
Coding region: 111-2162 (683 amino acids)
Source: RefSeq, a predicted model, not a curated record